AUCCUUUUCAGAGCUCUCUGGGUUUCUGAUGGUUUUUUUCUAGAUGCUUCCCACUUUUGAUUAUUUCUGGCCACCAUGUCUCAGUGUUAAAGUGGCACAAGAUUUACAGAGGAGAGCACUAUGACAGUCUGUGUUACAUCUGCAGAGGUUUUCAUCUUUAAACCUGUAUUCAUACAGACAUGGACCUGACCUUGAUGCUGCAGUUCCAGCUCGUGGUGGUGCACUUGGCCCUUGUGGUUGCCCUGCUCUGGUGGAAUUCCAGCUCUGUGCUCCUGGCAGAGGCAGCUCCUGAGCCUCUGGAACCUUCUGCUGCUCUGGGCAUGGGAGACCAUCCCAUUGCCAGUGAAGAGAAGUCAGCCACCAACCUGGCAGCCAAACUGUUCCUUCUUGAUGACUUGGUGUCUCUGGAGAACGAGGUGACUGAGACCAAGAAGAAAAGAAGCUUCUCAGGAUUUGGCUCCCCGAUUGACAGAAUCUCUUCAUCCUCUGUGGAUGCUAAAGGCAAACAGAGGAAAGUGCUUGAGCUGCCAAAGAGAAGGUUUGGAGUUCCUCUGGACCGGAUUGGAGUGAGCCACCUUGGCAACAGCAGAGCUUAGCAGUUCCUGCAGAUGCUUCUAUCCUGAAUGAGUGAUGCUGUAUUGGAAACAAGAGAGAGAUAUGGAAGAUGCCUCACACCAUGUCUUGUCUUUGCCUAAUGAUACUGCAUGCAAGGAAUUGACCUCCUGCAAAAUCUGUAUCAAGUUGCAUUUUACAAACAUUACAUUUACAAAUAGUAACAUAUUCACUUCAUCAGGUCAGAAUGCUCUCACAGCUGUGCACAGUGUCACUGGUAGGAGGGAAAACAGAAUAUGUAUAUAUUUUUAUUGCAUGGCAUUUAUCUGUUAAACUUGCAGAAUUUUAUUAUCCUAGGCAGGACUGAGAUGUUUUGGAUUGAAAAUAAAACUUCCAGAGAUGCCAACAGCAGUCCAUGAAAAACAGGGAGUUUGCUUUGCACAUUUCUUUCUGGAGGGGAGCUGUUUGGUAGAUGAAGGGAGGAUGUAACAUUUAUGGGACAAAGCUAGAAUGCGUUUGAACUGCAGUUUGGGAGGAGAUGUUUUCUGCCUUUACUAGGAGUUGGUCUGAAUAAGAACAGUGACAAGACCUUAGUAUUUGUCCUGAUCUUUUGAGUAGUCUCUCUCUUAUCUCUGCACCAUAUUUAGACAUGUUUUCAUCAUAUGGCACAUCCUGAAAUGGGGUGAGACUUUUAGUUGAUGAAUAUAUUUCAGUCUUCCCUAUGCAUAACGUAGGAUAGUGUCCAAAUAUGAAUCAUCCACUUCCAAGGCUAUCUGCAUCAUAUGCCUUAUUUCAGUCUCUUGAUGUGUGCACAGGGCAUGGUCAGAAUCCAACUCUGAAAUUUCAAGUAUUUCUCACUCUUGCAAGAUGUAAGCAUGUCCUCUCCAUUUCAGAGUAAAACAGGUUCUCUGCAAUCCUUUUUCAUCCUUUCCACUUCUUUCCAGAUUAUAAAAUACAGCUGAGAAGAGCUGUCUGCUGACAUCUCAAUGCUCAGAUUCUAACUGAUGUUUUCUAAACUUCACAUUCUCUCUCCUUCUUGGACUUUGGUCCAUGUCAACUAAAUUCCUCAGAUUGCUGUUCUUGGGUAUAAAUCAUCCUUAGCAUUGCUAAAGAAGAUCCAUUGAGAAAGGGAUUAUGAAGGAUUAAGGGGAAAAAAGUUAUUCUUGCCAAACAUCCUGUGUUAGGCAGGAAGUAAUCCUGGAAAUGGGAAUUAAGUGUUAAUUUCCUGAUCUUGUAUGAGGCACAAAGCACCUGGCCAUCAGCUAACAAAAUGGGGGGAAAUAGAGCCAGCUUCAAAAAAAACCCAAAAGAACUUUGGAAAUCAAUGAUACUUCAAAGCUAUUGUAGUUUUGGGGUUGGGACCUUGGGACAAUUGCCCUGGUUCAGCCAUGGUGGGAGAUGAGGCUCCCACUCAUAAGGGCAGGUAACAUCUAAUGCGUGUGCUUGGACAUAGCAGGAGCCUUUCCCAUUUUCCUCCUCACCUACAGCCCUGCCCAGAGACCAAGACUGGCCCAGGCAUAGAAAAUUUGCAACUUUUAUUGAUGUUUCUAAUAUAGGCUGAUGCUGCUGAGAGCAGCAGCACACACCAGUGACUCACGUCAAGAGGUGUCCCUAUCUUUGCCAUCUGCCAGAGCACUGCAGCUGAGUUAGGAGAUCAUUCUCCCUUCGGUGGGUGAGCUGUCAGUGCUUGCAGUGAGAUGAAACACUGCAGAUGCUUUCCAGACCAAGCUCUCAAAAGUCAGAGAAAAAAGAAGACCUGUAAGUCCAUAUAUGAUGAUCUUGAAGUUUUGCUUCCUGCUUCUCUCCUGGUCACACUGCUGAUUUUCUGCCUUUAAGCUUCCGGGUGAAGGGUCUGAGAACUGGACUCAGUGGGUGCAUUUAGGCUGACUGCCUCAAGAGUUUCAGACCAUGCUAGAAGCAAGCCUGCAAGUGCAGUCCCAGGCAGUCCCAGACACUGCAUUGCCACCAUCCAUCCUGAGCCUGCCCUGGGGUUUAGGGAACAUUUAUCUUCUUGCACUGAGCUCAUGCAGACAGGCCACAGAUAAUCUGCUUGCAGGACAGCCAUAUGUAUGGGGCAGAUUAUGGAAGUGGUGACCACUCAAACAGCUGCCAGUCAAAAAAAACAUGGAGAGUCAGUGCAUGACAUGUUUUUGGAGUCUGAGACCAGAGGAAUCUAGUGCUAACACAGCAGCUCUGCAAAGACACUGUUGGAUCAUAGAAGUAUUUAAUAAUUGGCAGGUAUUGGCUGUGGCUUCCAAAACCAGCAAGAUUUUAAAGGCUGAAAGUUGUAUGGAGAAAUGGUCUUCAUCUGAAGAGAAAUGUAAAAGCAAAGCAGGACAGAGGGGUCUGUGAUGGUGUAGAACUGGGGGCUGGAAAUUUCAGUCCUGCUCCCACCCCACUGUGUGGAUCACCUGUGAGAAAGCAACAGGCUUUCUGUUCUCUUGCCUUGUCCAUCGUGGAGCACACUGAGACUUCCUGUGGCUCAAGAAGAACUCUAAAAUCUGUAAAUUGUCAAAUGCUGUUUCAAAUACUAUGAAGUCUGAAAGGCCAAACACCAUAAUUUGUUUUUGUAGACAGUGUUGGUGACUCCAGCCAUUGUGCACAGCAUGGAGAUCAGCAAACGUGAAAUGAGGAUAAACUGCAGCAUCCGUUGCACACCAGACUUACCCUGUGCUGCCUGGAGUUGCAAAUCCAUUCAGAUGUCUGUGAGGAUUUUCUUCUAAUAAAUCCACAUGAUCUACUAGAGUGUCUCAGGGAAAUCCCUUUAAUUAUUGCCUGUGGGUCGUUAACUUUAGCAAGAGUGACUGCCCAAGCAUGGGUAGGGUGUGAGCAGCCACUCUGUGGAGCAGUAGGGUUUCUGUUCUGUAUGUUUAGGAGAAAGGACAGGACCCCCACAGUGCCAUGCAGAGGGUAAGUCUGGGAACAACACCAUCUCUGCUUCUAAUUAGUUAAUAAAUUGAAUUAAAUAUGUGCUGAUCUCUGCAGCACAAGCAGCUAAUGCAGCAGCAGAGUGCCUGUCAGGAAAUAGGGGGUAGUUUGGUACCACAAGCUCUUAAAUAACUGCACUGAUAGGAUGUAGCAGAAAAUCACUACUAAGCAGCAUGAUGCAUUGCACUCCAGGGAAUUUCUGUCUAGGGUCAGAGCAAGCUGUUAAAUGUCUGCAGACGCAGUAUUCAUUUUCCUGACUUGCUGAUGAGCUGUCACACUGGUCAGGAAGGCAUGGCUACAGAAAACAGGUGACAGAUGGAGCCUGCUGCUCUGGCCUUUCCUUGUGCUGGGAUUUCCUGCAAGCUGAAAUCAUCUGAGCUCAACACCAGCUUGGGGCACUCAGUGCAACUCUUGGAACACACCUUCCUUCCAGCUGGAGCACCAAACUUUUAAAGAAAGAGAGAGACUAUUCUUGUCCAUAGGGUAUAAUUUUUUCCUGGAUUUGGUGCCAGUGUGAGGGUAUGUGAACGUGUGCUCCCACAUACCUUUUCACUCACAUAAAAGCAACAGAAAAUGGGAAAUGUGUUCUGAAUCACCACCAAAGAAACAACUAAUGGUAAGAGGAAACUGUAUUUUGCAUGUCAUUAGACUUCACUGAUAUAAUCAAGCAAGCUGGCUUUAUUCCCCAGAUGCUGGCUUUGGCCUUCAAGAGGAUGAAUAGGUCUCCUGUUAAUGAAGUACAUGCAAGGUGCUGCUGUGGUGUGUGCUUCUUGCCAGGGCCCAAGGCAAUGAGUGUAGGAUGGCAAUUACAGCUUUGGGAGAGGUAACAUUUGGAAGAAUAUGCAAUAUGCAAGCUGCAGUUAAAUCACAUGGCUCAAAAGAGCUUGAGAGACAAUUCUAUGCUAGUUAAAAUCAUUCCACACAUUCACACAUUCACAAUGGCUACCAGAUCCUGCUCUCAUUUAGGCUGGAAAUUUGUUGGAAACCUCAAAGUUAACAUCAGGAUUUAUUAUGAAUUUGCAUUUUCAGGAAUGAGGUCCUUUGCUUUUGCAAAUAAAUGUGGGUAAUGCAACUUGAGAUGAAUACAUGUAGGAAUCACUAAUGGAUUGUGAUUUUUUUCCUUUUGGACAGGGCCAGAUAUAAUUCUGCAGUAGAAAAGGCCAGCUAGCACCUGCAUUGACCUGCCAGAUGAACCAAAAAAUCUCUGCUCAAAGCACCUCUUUAGGUAUGUCGAGACUUUGCUAUUCUGGAAGAUCAUACCUUGGCCCAUAAUCUACAGGAACAAGAGAUUGAGCAUCACUUGGCCACAAAUGUUCAGCGUAAUCGUCUGGUGCAACAUGACUUGCAGAUGGCCAA
This is a messenger RNA of Catharus ustulatus (Swainson's thrush), 4836 nucleotides long. It is a transcript of the gene OSTN, whose product is annotated as osteocrin. Gene Ontology annotation, biological process: hormone-mediated signaling pathway. Gene Ontology annotation, molecular function: signaling receptor binding. The record is from RefSeq and is a predicted model, not a curated record. The transcript is spliced from 7 exons. Lineage: Eukaryota; Metazoa; Chordata; Aves; Passeriformes; Turdidae. The coding region runs from base 180 to 596 and encodes 138 amino acids.